UACAAGGGGAGUUAUAGAGUGGUUAAAGUGGGGGGCUGAAUUUUGCUUUCACUAAUGGGGUGUUCUUCUAAGAUCCCAGCACAUGUACCUGAAUACUUCACUAAUGCCUGGUUUUUCAUUUUUGGUUGCAUUCUGGUGUCAAUAUGUGAGGCUAUGGAAACCCUUGAUUUUCCAGGGUCGGUUACAUGCCUCAAUGAUGAAAUACUGGUAAGGAAACCCAAAGGGUUUCGCUUGAAUGCCUGGCAGACUCUUCAUAUUGUAGAUUCAACUGGUGGUCAGAUAUUAGACUGUGGACAUUUUGUGGAUGGUAAAACUCUAACUGUUCCAUACAAAUGCGCUGAAUAUCAGACAGGGAGCCACAUCAUCCAUAUUGCAUUCUCUAAGGGUUCAGUGGGACAGAGACUUCCUUCCUACAGAAUUAGCUGUGAUGGACUUCAGGCAGAUGAUCCAAGAGGAGCAGUAGUGACCUGUACACAAGACUCAAUGACAGUAAAAAUCCCACGAACUCUCUCUGGUUUUGAUGAUGAGAUGCCGGUUUCUGCUCCUUCUUUCUGGAACCUGGAAGUAAAAUUCAAGGGGCGAACUACAUUACUCAGCACAAGUGAUGCCAGGCAAAAGGGAUACCAGCUAUCAAGUGAUCCCUAUUAUUUAACUGUUAAGGCUUCCUACAGUGCAUUUGGCCUUAAUGUAUUCAGUAUGGACAACAAGAGGCUUUAUGUGGGAGACCUUCGUCUGGUUUCACAGUUUGGUAGUCCAGAGAUUUCUAUCGACACCCCAAUGAUCUGUGCGAGAGAUCCUCCCACUUGCAAUUCUACACAUGCCACUGUUCUGAUUCCAUUUUUUGGUGGCGUCCUGAGUGGUAUAAAUGUCAACAGUGUGGAUAUACAACUGAGUUCUUAUUACCUUCAACAACAUGGAAUCACUCUGGAUUCUAGAAAUGGCUACAGGCUUUAUAUUAAGAGAUCUACCUUAAAGGGUGAUGGCAAGGACUUUCUGGUUCUAACCUUCAGCUAUUAUGGUAAACCCGUACCGAUGCUAAUAUUAUUAGUAUGUUCUGGAGGUACUAAGGAUCCUGCUGAGCAUGCUGAUACAGUUUCAGCAUGCACAUUGGAUGGUUACAUGGACGUUGAAGUCGUUUCAACUCUUACAAAACCUGAACUGAACUUGACAACUGUGAAGCUGAGGGAUGGGACUUGCCAACCAAGCCAGAUAGCAAACAACUUUCUCAGGUUCCAUGUGCCUUUAAAUGGCUGUGGGACAACGGUCAAGAUUGUGGGAACUCGAGUUUUUUAUGAAAAUGAAAUUCACGCCCUGUGGAAGGAUUUCCCACCAAGAAAAAUCUCCAGAGACAGUGAGUUUAGACAGACUGUCCGGUGCUACUACAGUACUGGUGGCAAUGCAUCGGUUAUUGUUAAUGUGCUGACUCUGCCUCCCCCAGUCUCAGCCAGAACGGAUGGUCCCCUCACUCUUGUACUCAACAUGUAUCCAGAUGUCUCCUAUGGAACAGCUUACAGUAAUAACCAGUAUCCAGUUGUGAAAACUCUGCUUGACCCAAUAUUCCUAGAAGUACAAGUUCUGAAUCGCAAUGAUCCAAACAUUGACCUAGUGCUGGAUGAUUGCUGGGCAACAAUGACUCCAAAUCAAAACUCUUCUCCCCAGUGGAAUGUUGUUGUAAAUGGCUGCCAAGAGCAGAUGGAUAAUCUUUGGACAGUCUUUCAUCCUGUUGGCAUAGAUGUGGCAAGACCAAGUCACAGGAAGAGGUUUGAAGUCAAGACCUUUGCUUUUGUGUUGGGCGGAGACACAUCAAGUAACCUGGUCUACUUUCAUUGCCAUGCAAUUAUAUGCAACAAACUAGCUCCUGAUUUCUCUAUAUGUUCAAAGACUUGUUCUGCGGGGAGAAGAAAAAGAGAUGAGCUAUCCACGUAUAGAAAAACAUCUACAGUGAGUCUGCCAGGUCCUGUCCUGGUUGUGGAUCUAGAGUCCUCCAUCCAGCAUAAAGAUCACACAAGUCCUGUAGGCCAUCUUGCUGUUGGUUCCCUGUCUGUCCUUGGAUUUGUUGCAAUGGCUGUGUUUGCUCUGCUACUGCGGUCUGUUUUUAAAAGAAAAUCCAUAAACAUGGCGCACUGAGCACGUUUUCUAAUAAAA
Xenopus tropicalis (tropical clawed frog) is the source of this 2145-nucleotide messenger RNA. RefSeq names its product zona pellucida glycoprotein 2 (gene zp2). Gene Ontology annotation, cellular component: egg coat; plasma membrane. NCBI's taxonomy places the organism in Eukaryota, Metazoa, Chordata, Amphibia, Anura, Pipidae. The record is from RefSeq and is marked provisional.